CUACUGCUACUAGUCAUGUAAUAAGUAAUAACCCCCUCAGUCCAAACACAUCUCUGAUGCUUCUCCUAUUUUCCUCUCUGCUCCUGAACCUGGUCCUUUUUAAAAUUUUUUUACUUGCACCUGUGAACUCUGAAGACAAGGGAAGAGGUUCUUUUCUUUUUCCUCUUUGAAAGUUCCUUUCUUUUUCUUUUUUUUCUUCUUCUUCAACAAGAGAUGAGUGGAAGAAACAGGUUUCCCUUCUCUGCAUCUCAAUGGCAAGAGCUUGAACACCAAGCUCUAAUCUUCAAGUACAUGGCCUCAGGCAUCCCUAUACCACCUGAUCUCCUCUAUACUAUCAAAAGAAGCUGCCUUGAUUCUUCUCUCUCUUCAAAGUUCUUCCCUCACCAACCUCAUCAACAUGUUGGACUUGGAUGGAAUUGUUUGCAGAUGGGUUUGGGGAGGAAGAUAGACCCAGAGCCAGGCAGAUGCAGAAGAACAGAUGGUAAAAAAUGGAGGUGCUCAAAAGAGGCAUUUCCGGAUUCAAAGUACUGUGAGAGACACAUGCACAGAGGGAAAAACCGUUCAAGAAAGCCUGUGGAAGUUUUGAAAACAACAACAACAACAUCACCAUCAUCAACAACAACAAACCCAUCAACUUCAACAAUCUCAUCAAUCACCAAGAACCACUCCGCUGCACUAACCCCAACCUCUCAUUAUCCUAAUCCUUUUUCUUCACUCUCUUCAAUGUCAUCCUCAGAUACCCAUCACAGCCACCUUCACCAUUCUUACUACACUAACAGUAACCCUCCUCACCACCACUUCCUUUAUCAUAAUCCCACAUCUUCUUCAAGGACUCCAGGUAUUGGCUUGUCACCUCAUGACAACAAUACCACCCCAUUGCUUUUGGAGUCUAGCCCUUACUCCCAGACGAACACAGAUUUCAGAAGAAACAGGUAUAUUUAUGGGCUGAAAGAGGAGGUGGAUGAGCAUGCUUUCUUCUCAGAGCCAUCUGGGACUAUGAGAAGCUUAUCCGGUCCAUUAUCCAUGGAUGACCCAUGGCAACUCACACCACUGACAAUGAGCACAUCUUCUUCAAAACAAAGGAGCUGCUCUGGUUUACAAAACCAGAGUGACUACUCUUCUUACUUGCAGCUUCAAAGCCUCAGUGAUUCCACCACAAAACAAUCAGAAGGAGACCAGCAUUUCUUUGUUCUGGGUAGUGAUAUCAAAUUAAUGGAGAAAGAACAACCCCAACCCCAGAAGACCAUUCACCAUUUCUUUGAUGAAUGGCCCCCUAAAGAGAGAGAUUCAUGGGUUGAUCAGUUGGAUGAUAAAUCAUCAAAUAGCUCAUCAGUUUCAACAACCCGCCUAUCCAUUUCCAUUCCUAACUCCUCUCAUCAUGAUUUCCCCAUCUUCAGUUCCAGAACCCAUAAUGAUGGUUGAGCUUUCAGUACUGAUGAGUUUCUGAAUCAAAAGCCAAAAAUGUACUUAUGUGGUGGGGGGACAUGGUUUUGUGUGAGGUCUAAGAACUGCUGGUCUUUUCUCUCUCUUUUUUUUCUUUCUUUUUUUCAGGGAAUGUGGUUGGGCUUGGUUAUCUGUGUUUUAAUUGUAGGAUCCUAUGUCUUUUGCCUUUUUAUUUCUGUUCCUUUCCACUUCACUUCAUAAAUAGUUUGAAUUACUCAGCCAAAUCGGUGUCUUAUUACUAAGCUUAAAUUUUGAUUUGUAUCUUCUGGGUUUUAUUCAAUGUUCUCUGUUUGUUUGCUGCAA
This is a messenger RNA of Quercus lobata, 1746 nucleotides long. RefSeq names its product growth-regulating factor 1-like. Gene Ontology annotation, cellular component: nucleus. Gene Ontology annotation, molecular function: ATP binding. The coding region runs from base 214 to 1422 and encodes 402 amino acids. Gene Ontology annotation, biological process: developmental process; regulation of DNA-templated transcription; DNA-templated transcription. NCBI's taxonomy places the organism in Eukaryota, Viridiplantae, Streptophyta, Magnoliopsida, Fagales, Fagaceae. The record is from RefSeq and is a predicted model, not a curated record. The transcript is spliced from 4 exons.